Molecule: messenger RNA, 2655 nt
Organism: Saccharomyces paradoxus
Lineage: Eukaryota; Fungi; Ascomycota; Saccharomycetes; Saccharomycetales; Saccharomycetaceae
Gene: SNF3
Product: glucose sensor
Exons: 1
Coding region: 1-2655 (884 amino acids)
Biological process (GO): carbohydrate transport; transmembrane transport
Cellular component (GO): membrane
Molecular function (GO): carbohydrate:proton symporter activity
Source: RefSeq, a predicted model, not a curated record
AUGGAUCCUAAUAGUAACAGUUCUAGUGAAACAUUACGCCAAGAAAAACAGGGUUUCCUAGACAAAGCUCUUCAAAGAGUGAAGGGCAUAGCACUGCGACGAAACAACAGUAACAAAGACCAUACAGCAGAUGAUACAGCAAGUAGCAUACGGACUCCAACAGGCUUGCAAUUGCAGGAUUUGGACAGGCAAUCUAAUAUGACAUCUAUGUUUACGGACGACAUUUGCACCAUAGACGAUAACUCAGUCUUAUUUUCAGAGCCUCCACAGAAACAAUCUAUGAUGAUGUCCAUAUGUGUCGGUGUCUUUGUUGCAGUUGGUGGAUUUCUAUUUGGUUAUGAUACAGGUCUGAUCAAUAGUAUAACAUCCAUGAACUAUGUGAAGUCACAUGUAGCUCCUAAUCACGAUUCGUUCACCGCCCAACAAAUGUCCAUCUUGGUGUCUUUUUUGUCAUUAGGAACUUUUUUUGGAGCUUUAACUGCUCCAUUUAUAUCCGAUUCGUACGGUAGGAAGCCUACUAUCAUUUUCAGUACAAUCUUCAUCUUCUCUAUCGGAAAUUCUUUACAGGUAGGCGCUGGAGGAAUCACAUUAUUAAUUGUAGGAAGGGUCAUUUCAGGCAUCGGUAUAGGCGCAAUCUCAGCCGUUGUUCCAUUAUAUCAGGCAGAAGCUACGCACAAAUCAUUAAGAGGUGCCAUUAUUUCUACCUAUCAAUGGGCCAUAACCUGGGGUUUGCUAGUGUCAAGUGCAGUGUCUCAAGGGACACAUGCAAGAAAUGAUGCAUCCUCAUAUCGGAUUCCGAUAGGAUUGCAAUAUGUUUGGUCGUCGUUUCUCGCUAUCGGGAUGUUUUUUCUACCAGAGAGUCCGCGUUAUUACGUUUUAAAAGACAAGUUAGAUGAAGCAGCUAAAUCUUUAUCGUUUCUGAGAGGUGUACCAGUCCAUGAUUCUGGGUUACUGGAGGAAUUAGUUGAAAUAAAGGCAACAUAUGACUAUGAAGCAUCUUUUGGUUCUUCUAAUUUCAUAGAUUGUUUUAUCUCGAGUAAAAGUAGGCCGAAGCAAACUUUAAGGAUGUUUACGGGAAUUGCUCUUCAAGCAUUCCAGCAAUUUUCAGGUAUCAAUUUUAUAUUUUACUACGGCGUCAAUUUCUUCAACAAGACAGGAGUCAGUAAUAGUUAUUUGGUUUCAUUCAUAACCUACGCUGUUAAUGUUGUCUUUAAUGUGCCUGGCUUAUUUUUUGUGGAAUUUUUUGGUAGGCGUAAGGUCCUAGUUGUCGGGGGUGUUAUCAUGACUAUAGCUAACUUUAUUGUAGCUAUUGUUGGUUGUUCCUUAAAAACUGUAGCUGCCGCAAAAGUUAUGAUAGCAUUCAUAUGUUUAUUCAUAGCUGCCUUUUCCGCCACAUGGGGUGGUGUUGUUUGGGUUAUUUCAGCAGAAUUGUACCCACUGGGUGUGAGAUCUAAGUGUACAGCUAUAUGCGCUGCUGCUAACUGGCUUGUAAACUUUAUUUGUGCUUUGAUUACCCCUUAUAUUGUGGAUACAGGGUCUCAUACAUCAUCGUUAGGUGCAAAAAUAUUCUUUAUUUGGGGCUCCUUAAAUGCAAUGGGGGUUAUAGUGGUUUACUUGACCGUUUAUGAGACGAAGGGUUUGACGUUAGAAGAAAUUGACGAAUUAUAUAUUAAAUCAUCCAGUGGAGUUGUGUCGCCAAAAUUCAAUAAAGAUAUUAGAGAACGCGCACUGAAAUUUCAAUACGAUCCUUUGCAAAGAUUGGAAGACGGCAAGAAUACUUUUGUUGCUAAACGAAAUAAUUCUGAUGAUGAAACACCAAGAAAUGAUUUUCGAAAUACGAUAUCGGGGGAAAUGGAUCAUAGUCCCAAUCAAGAACAAGUUCAUUCUAUUCCUGAACGUGUUGACAUCCCUACUAGCUCAGAAAUACCUCAAAGCCCCGAAAAUAUUAAUGGCAUUGCAGCUCCUAUAAUACCUCCUUUGCAAGACAUUUCAAUACCGCAAGCGCCAGAACUUGUUGAAGUUCAAACCAAGUACGUGGACUUAGGAAAUGGUCUGGGUCUCAACACGUAUAAUAGAGGGCCUCCCUCACUCUCGAGUGAUUCAAGCGAAGAUUACACAGAAGAUGAAAUAAUCGGGCCCUCAUCCCAAGGCGAUCUAAGCAAUAGAAGUACUAUGAAUGAUAUUAAUGACUAUAUGGCACGUCUCAUCCACAGUAACUCUACCACAAGUAACACUACAGAUAAAUUCUCAGGUAACCAAAGUACAAUUCGUUACCACACAGCUUCCUCACAUUCGGAUACUACUGAAGAAGACAGCAAUUUAAUGGAUCUGGGAAACGGGCUUGCUUUGAAUGCUUAUAACAGAGGUCCACCUUCAAUUUUAAUGGAUUCCAGUGAUGAAGAAGCAAAUGAUAAUGAGGAAAUUGAUAAUGUGGACUCAGUUCAAGAUUCAGUUGGUAUGAAAGAACGUAUGGCGCAGUUUGCGCAGAGCUACAUUGACAAGAGAGGCCCUCCGGUACCCGAAACUCCAUCUUAUGUUUUGAGCACUCCUCUCCCUGUGUUGGCUGAUCCCAAUAAAAAUAAUAAUGAAGACCCCCACUCGAGUGAAGAGAACUCGACUAAUCAACCUGUAAAUGAAAAUAAUGAUAAGAAAUAA